Messenger RNA from Lachnellula hyalina, 1362 nucleotides. It is a transcript of the gene IWS1, whose product is annotated as Transcription factor. The coding region runs from base 1 to 1362 and encodes 453 amino acids. The record is from RefSeq and is a predicted model, not a curated record. Gene Ontology annotation, cellular component: nucleus. Gene Ontology annotation, biological process: poly(A)+ mRNA export from nucleus. The transcript is spliced from 3 exons. NCBI's taxonomy places the organism in Eukaryota, Fungi, Ascomycota, Leotiomycetes, Helotiales, Lachnaceae.
AUGUCGGAUUCAGACCUCAAUUCUCGGCCUACCACGCCUCUUCCAGAAGCUGGUAAUGAUGCUGCAGACUCUGAGCAAGGCACGCCUCCACCUCCUGCUGCCGAUGCUGACGACGAUAUGGACAACCUCGAUCCCGACGACGAUGACAAGGAUUCACUAGCAUCAGAGCUCUCCGAAGUCGACGAAGCUGAGUUUGCCGAUUUCGAUCCCACAACAGUAGCUCUUGAGGAUAGACCCUUGGUAGAUAUCGAUGAGGAUGCAGCGCGAACAUUAAAGGCAGGCAAGCGGAAGAGAGCAGAGGAUGGCAAGAAGCCAAAGGAGGCGAAACGGGACAAGAAGAAGAGACGUCGUGAUGACGAUGAAGAUCCAGAUGGAGAGCAGAUUGAUGGAAAGAGGGUUAGGAAGCCAAAGAGUGAUGGAGAAAGGAAGAGCAGAGAGGGAGGCAAGGAGCGAAAGCGACCUACCGAGCCAGAUGAUGAGACGCUUACUCCAGAGGAGAGGCGACGGCGUGCACUGGACAAGGCGAUGGACGACGCUUUGAAGGCUCCCAACAAGAGAAGACGCAAGAAGGAUGAAGUGGAUCUCGAAGAGGCAUUUGACGAUGAGAUCGCGGCUCUCAAAAUACGCAUGGAGCAAGCUUGCGAGGCGGACAACGCAGCUCGUGAGAGUGGCAAACCUGCACUCCAAAAGCUCAAGAUGCUUCCCGAAGUAGUCAGUCUACUGAGUAGAAACACUGUUCAGCAUUCCAUCGUGGAUCCCGAUACCAAUUUCCUCCAAUCUGUCAAGUAUUUCCUAGAACCAUUAGGCGAUGGAAGUCUUCCAGCAUACAACAUUCAACGCGAUCUUUUUACGGCUCUUACGAAACUACCUAUCGAGAAAGAGGCAUUGCUGAGCAGCGGUAUUGGCAAGAUCGUGCUAUUCUACACCAAGAGCAAGAAGCCUGAAAUUGGGGUUAAGAGGAUUGCGGAACGGUUGAUGGGAGAGUGGUCACGACCGAUUUUGAAGCGAAGUGAUGAUUACAAGCAGCGCAAGGUGGAUACUAGAGAGUACAACCAUCAAGCUGCUCAACUCGCCAUCCGCCCCUCUGGCACCCAAGCCUCGCAAUCAAGCUCAUCCCAACGUCCUGGUCUUUCGAAACGUGAAAUUGAGCGAGAGCGUGUUCUUGCCCAACCCAACAAAAGUAACAGAGCCAGAAUGGAGACCUCUAACUCUAGUUACACUGUUGCGCCGAGAAGUACUUUUGAUCCUAACCAGGGUCUCGAUCCGUUAUCGAGACCAAUUGGUGCUAGUGCUGAGUCUGAAAUCAAGAAGUUGAUUGAGAGGAAGAGAAAGAAGAAGAGUCAGGGUGCUAGGAGAGGGUGA